Cuscuta campestris is the source of this 1952-nucleotide messenger RNA. The record is from the annotation of a GenBank genome assembly. Lineage: Eukaryota; Viridiplantae; Streptophyta; Magnoliopsida; Solanales; Convolvulaceae.
GUAACUGGCAGGGAAAGAGGGCUUUGGCAAUGCCGAGGGAUGUUGGAUAGAAAGGAGUAUGCCAUUAAGCAAAUACACUUCUUAGGGACUGGUCGUGAUGCUGUCUUGAAAGAAGUAGAGAUUCUAUGCUCGAUGCACCAUGAGAAUAUCGUGCGGUAUUUCCAAUCUUGGAUUCGCGAUGGCAUCCAGGAGUUGGCGUUGCCUCGGAGCGUUAGCGAUGCCUUUGGUGUGAGUGAGGAUGACUCUGAGGAGAGCAUUGCCAGUGAGCUAGCAGAUUCCACAUUAUAUAUAGCUAUGGAAUACUGCCCAAUGACAUUGAACUAGCUGAUCAAAGAAGGAGUUGAUUUCAAUGCGGCAUUAAAGUUUUUUAAACAACUCUUGGAGGCCUUGGUUUAUAUACACACUAAGGGUAUAAUUCAUAGGGAUAUAUCAAGAGAUAACAUUUUUGUGGAUCUUAGCGGGAAUUUGAAGCUUGGGGACUUUGGGAUAGGUAUGUGGUAUGAAUUAAUAAGUACGUAUUUGUAUUUGUGAGUUUUCCAUGAGAUGAAACUUGGGUUUGUAUGAUGCAGCAAUGAGACUAGGAGAUGCGGUGUUUUGCACGGGAGGCAAUCAAGAGUACUUGGCUCCCGAGCUCGAUAUGUAGCGUAGUCCCACUUCGGUAUCCACAAAGGCCGACAUAUUUUCAUGAGGCCUGGUAUUCAUAGAGUUGCUGUACCAUAUGGACACUGAAAGCAAGCGAUUCCAAGUGUUUAAGAAUGUCUCAUUGUUGCAUCAUACAAACCCAAGUUUCAUCUCAUGUAAAACUCACAAAUACAAACACGUACUUAUUAAUUCAUACCACAUAACUAUCCCAAAUUCCCAAGCUUCAAAUUCCCGCUCAGAUCCACAAAAAUGUUAUCUCUUGAUAUAUCCCUAUGAAUUAUACCCUUAGUGUGUAUACAAAUCAAGGCCUCCAAGAGUUGUUUAAACAACUUUAAUGCCGCAUUGAAAUCAACUCCUUCUUUGAUCAGCUGGUUCAAUGUCCUUGGCAGUAUUCCAUAGCUAUAUAUAAUGUGGAACUUGCUUGCUCACUGGCAAUGCUCUCUCCUCAGAGUCAUCCUCGCUCACACCAAAGGCAUCGCUAGCGCUCCGAGGCAACGCCAACUCCUGGAUGCCAUCACGAAUCCAAGACUGUGAACAAAACAAAACAAGUUUGAAAAACAUUCAAUUUACAAAAAAAUAUCAUCGAAUGAGCAACAGACAUACUUGGAAAUACCGCACAAUAUUCUCAUGGUGCAUCGUGCAUAGAAUCUCUACUUCUUUCAAGAUAGCAUCACGACCAGCCCCUAAGAAGUGUAUUUGCUUAAUGGCGUACUCCUUUCUAUCCAACAUCCCUCGGCAGUGUUACACUGCCAAAGCCCCCUUUCCCUGCCAGUCACAUAUCUCGUUCUCAUCACAAACACAACCAAGAGCAAGGACAAAAAAAUUCUUUACCAUCACCAAAACUUCGGUAUCCACAAAGGCCGACAUAUUUUCAUGAGGCUUGGUAUUCAUAGAGUUGUUGUACCAUAUGGACACUGAAAGCGAGCGAUUCCAAGUGUUUAAGAAUGCUAGGAAAGGGGACUUUCCUCGAGGCUUGCAGGACCACAUUGGACCCCGGGCAAUUGAGUCCCUAACGUUCUUCCUACACCAAGAUGCAAACGAGCGACCUACUGCAGAAACAGCCUUGGAGUGGCUAUCAGACAACUUCUAAAAUUCUGCAGUGCCAUCCAUAUAACUCUUCUUUAGUUUUCUGUUAAUGUUCUUCUGUGCUCCUAUUCCAUCCAUAUAAUUACCCCUUAGCAUGCAUUAUUGUUCUUCUGUGUUCUUUUAAACAUUCAAGUCUGUGCAGUGUAUAUAUCCUACAUGGUUGCACUGAGAAACAUACACAACUUUGAUAUGUUAUCUGAUGGUAAUAUACAUAUGAACUUGUU